CAACCUCAGAGUGAGCAGUGUUUCUCCUUGUCCUUCCUCCCUACCAAGAGUUUCCUGGGUCUUCCCCAAAGCCAAGAUGAAAGUCUUCUUCAGCCUGAUCCUCUUCUCUCUCGUGCUGGCUACAUGUCAAGGAGCAUGCUUUCUGGAUACCUUUAAAUUGGAGUUUAAAGAUGGGAAACCGGUGAGUUCCACCGUAUGUGUUGAUGUCUUCGAUCAGACAAGGCAUCUCAUUGGGUCCACUUGGAACACAGCUAAUUGUUUCAGAUGUGAGUGCGACAAUGAUGGAAUGUCAUGCUGCCACAGAUAUGGUGGCAUUGGACUUAUCGAAGGGUGCAAAACGGUGAUAAAUCCAGUAACAUGUGAACAAGAGCACUAUAGAAUUGAUGACCCAUCGCAGCGCUGUGGUGUCUGAUGUCUUCACGUGGAUGAACCUGAAUAAAUCUCUCACAUCCGCAUCUUAAA
This is a messenger RNA of Thamnophis sirtalis, 462 nucleotides long. Its product is annotated as small serum protein 5. NCBI's taxonomy places the organism in Eukaryota, Metazoa, Chordata, Lepidosauria, Squamata, Natricidae. The record is from RefSeq and is a predicted model, not a curated record.